Messenger RNA from Gracilinanus agilis (Agile Gracile Mouse Opossum), 2685 nucleotides. RefSeq names its product E2F transcription factor 7 (gene E2F7). NCBI's taxonomy places the organism in Eukaryota, Metazoa, Chordata, Mammalia, Didelphimorphia, Didelphidae. The record is from RefSeq and is a predicted model, not a curated record. The transcript has 12 exons. Bases 1 to 2685 code for a protein of 894 amino acids. Gene Ontology annotation, cellular component: RNA polymerase II transcription regulator complex. Gene Ontology annotation, molecular function: RNA polymerase II cis-regulatory region sequence-specific DNA binding; DNA-binding transcription factor activity, RNA polymerase II-specific. Gene Ontology annotation, biological process: regulation of transcription by RNA polymerase II.
AUGGAGGUCAACUGUUUAACACUACAAGAUCUGAUCUGCCCCAGGCAGCCCAGGCUAGAAUUUGUGAUUGAAGAUGGAGAAAAUGCACAAAAGGAAAACAUAUUUGUUGAUCGAUCCAGGAUGGCCCCAAAAACGCCAAUGAAAAACGAACCGAUUGAUUUAUCGAAGCAAAAGCCCUACACCCCCGAAAGAAGUCCAAUUACCCCAGUGAAGCUCGCCGACAGGCCUCAGGCAGAGCCCUGGACCCCGACGGCUAACCUGAAGAUGCUCAUCAGUGCGGCCAGUCCUGACAUGAGGGACCGGGAGAAGAAGAAGGAGCUCUUCAGACCCAUCGAAAACAAGGACGACGCUUUCUCAGACCCGCUACAGUUUGACGCCGUCGGAUGUGGCACUGUGGAUGAAUUUGAAAAGCAGCGGCCAAGCAGAAAGCAGAAGAGUUUAGGGCUCCUGUGCCAAAAGUUUCUGGCUCGCUAUCCAAGUUACCCCUUGUGCACCGAGAAAACAACAAUAUCCCUGGAUGAGGUGGCCGCCAGUCUGGGUGUCGAACGAAGACGCAUCUAUGACAUCGUGAAUGUUUUGGAGUCCCUGCACAUGGUUAGCCGAGUGGCCAAAAAUCAAUAUGGCUGGCAUGGACGGCACGGCCUCCAGAAAACCUUGAAGAACCUCCAGAGACUAGGAGAGGAACAGAAAUACGAAGAACAGAUGGCCUAUUUUCACCAAAAGGAACUCAACCUGGUGGAGUAUAAAUUUGGAGACCGUAAAAGGGAAGGUUUCCUAGAUUCCCAAGACCAACCACUAUUGGAUUUCUCUGAGCCUGACUGUACCUCUGCAUCUGCCAACAGCAGGAAGGACAAAUCGUUGCGGAUUAUGAGCCAGAAGUUUGUCAUGCUCUUCCUUGUCUCUAAAACGAAGAUAGUCACCCUAGACGUAGCGGCCAAGAUCCUGAUCGAGGAGAGCCAGGAUGCAGCCGAUCAUAGCAAGUUCAAAACAAAGGUACGGAGGCUGUAUGACAUUGCCAACGUUCUGACCAGCCUGGUGCUAAUUAAGAAAGUCCACGUGACGGAAGAGCGAGGUCGGAAGCCGGCCUUCAAAUGGAUCGGUCCCGUGGAUUUCAGCACAGAAAUUGGGGAACAGCUCGACGUUUCAGCAGCGGCUCUCCCGGAGAUGAAGGCGCAGCCGUGCUCCCCUGGCCAGCCGUGCGGGAAGCAGAGACUGUCCCGCCACGGCUCCUUGAGCACGAUCCCCCCCUCGGAAGGGAACAAGAGGAAGGCGAACUCGGAGCCCAGCAGCCCUCAGCGAGGACAGCGAGGGUCAGAUGAAUAUUGCUCAAAAAUAGUCAACCUGGCAGCUGCCUGCAGGCAGAAGAUAAAUAAAGAUUCACAGAGUAAGGGCUGCAUCAGUAAAAAGGCGGCCCACUCAUCAGGCAAGCUCGACCCCGUUCCUCCUUUCCCAGCUCAUCCUGUGGACUCAGAGUAUUGCUUUCAUCCAUUAUCCCACCAAGUGUUUUCGGUAGCUUCGGCAGACCCGUCCCCAGGCGGCCUGCAGAACGGCCACGAUGGCCACGUCGCUGUCCUCCCCGCUCCCGCGUCCCCCGAGCCCGAGAGCCUGAAGCCUGCCGUGUUUCACAGCCAGCCUCUGGUCUACGUUCCCUCGGCUUCUCUCUUCAUGCUGUACGGCAGCCUCCAGGAAGGUCCCCCCAACCCGGAAAGGGGCCGCGAGACCCCCGAGGGGGUGGCGACCGCCUCCUCCCCCCCAGAACUGUCCGCUGUGCCCCUGGUGAGCGCUCCCAAGCGCAGGCCUUCGCACACUCAGGAGCCGGCUGCCAAGAGGCAGAGCCCAGAGGCCGAGGAGAGCCCGCUGUCCCUGGUGCUGCCCAAGAGAGUCGCCGAGCCCAGGAGCGCCGUCAGCGCCGAGGCAAUGCCCGGAGAAGCUCUUGAGGGGGGCUCUGAAGCGCCCCUCGCCGAGGAGGCGGCCAGGAAGACGGGGCUCCGGGGCCUGCUCACCCCGGAAAGGGGCCUUCCUGGGAGAAGCGCAAACGCCGAAAGAGAAAGCGCCUCGGAAGAAGGCGCCCAAGACUCGCCUCAGUCCCAGUAUCUCUACGUGCAGCCCGCGCCUGGAUUAAAUGGUUUUAAUUUCCUGCUGCCUGCCCACCAGGCUGCCAAUGCUGUUGGACCAUCUCCAAGUCAGUUGACUUCUGUCCAUGUUCCGUGCAUGGUGGUGCCAUCUACAGCACUCGCCACGAUGCCUUUUAUCUAUUCUCCGGCAAUCAACAGUCCAGUGCCUUCUUCUGGCCCAAUGAAUUUUGGCUUGCCAGGCCUCAGGUCAUCAACUCAGCUUCUCGUUGGCACCAACAUGGUUAAUCCAAAGACAUCCAAAGCCCCCUCCACGGACCCACAUAAUCCAGCACAGUCUCCAGUUCAUCUAAGCCCUGGUGUGUCCAGGUCACAUAACACAAUAACACCCGAUUCCCCUGUCUGCGUGGGUCACCCAGUAACAAUUAUGAAGUUACCCCAGUCGCCGGGCCCAGUGACACCCAAGAGCCUCCGGCCGCCCUACUACGAGACCUUCUUCAAAACUCCCGGCAGCCUCGGAGAGCCUGUGGCUUGGAGAAAAAUCGAAGGGAGUCAGAGAAAUUUAAGCUCUGCCCAGAGGAGACUCCAGAUCCCCAGCGGCAGCACCGAUUAA